GGAGUAUUUCGAGAAACCCGCUGGGAAAAUGAAAUGGAGCUAUUCUAGCCAGGAUCUCCAAUGACGAUCGCUUAAGUUGUUAUAGCCACGAUGUGACCUUGACAAACCGAACCUGUAUAUGUCAACAGGGCAAGGCUUUGCGAGAUUGGAGGCCCAAAUUAACAUCUCCCCUCCCCCCGAGAGGAGGAAAUUAAGUAUAAGAAGGCUCACGCUUCCGAAAUCAAGAUAUUCUCAGACCUGCUCAUCAUACGAGGCCCCCAGCAGAACAUCAAACAGGUACACCGUCCUACCAUUCUCACUACUUCCGUCAAAUAUUCAUCUCUUCAAAAUGCUGUUCGUCAAAUCUUCCCUCGCCCCGGCCUACCUCGGCGCUGAGCUCGCCUUCGCCAUGACCGCCAAGCCACUCCCUGAGCCUCGAGUCGCCCGCUACGAUGAGCCUCCGUACAACAGUACCGACUCCUUGACUAAACGCACCGGCACCGAAGUCCACGCCUAUCCCUAUAGCCGCGACUGCACAGGUGAGCUGUACAUCUGGAACGGCGGCACCGACAUGUACAGCCUGUGGUGGGAGGAGGACCACUACUGUUCCUUUGACCUGUAUGCCAACAGUCUUACGUGCGACGAUGACGACCAGUUCUGGUCUAUCAACCCGCCUAAUGGCGAUGCGUCCGUUGGACCGUGCUAUCCUGCUGGAGAACACCCCAUUAACCCUGGACCUUGGAAGAGCUUCAAGGCGGACUGUCAGUGAGACAUUAGAUGAUGGGAUGGAGUUACCUGACGCAAGUUAGUAUGGGGUUCUAAAUAUGGUUUGGUCGGUAGUUGUGCGGGACGCUAAACGACAAGAAGAAAUAAAUGAAAUAGGCAUCGGAGUCGCCGUCAAGUUGGAAUCCUUUAUAUAUUUCAUCUCGCAUAACCCAGACAAAUGUAACGCUGGUAAAUCGGGAACUCUCAUUGUACUAGACUAU
This is a messenger RNA of Pseudomassariella vexata, 965 nucleotides long. RefSeq lists its product as uncharacterized. The record is from RefSeq and is a predicted model, not a curated record. The coding region runs from base 119 to 748 and encodes 209 amino acids. The transcript has 2 exons. NCBI's taxonomy places the organism in Eukaryota, Fungi, Ascomycota, Sordariomycetes, Amphisphaeriales, Pseudomassariaceae.